Clunio marinus is the source of this 392-nucleotide messenger RNA. The record is from the annotation of a GenBank genome assembly. Lineage: Eukaryota; Metazoa; Arthropoda; Insecta; Diptera; Chironomidae.
ACGCAAUAAAGGCGAGACAUGACAAUGAUGAACCGGUUUACAUUGGUUCGGUAUUAGAUCCAGAAAUGUUCCCGCGUCAAUGUAGAGAUCUAUGCGAAGUUUUCCUGGAUAGUAUGGAAAUUAGAAGACUUCCUGAGUCGAAUCUUGUAAACUACAAAAAGCAGAAAAUUCCUGAAUCUCUCAAGAUUCUCACUGGAAAGCAUAUGGAGUGGAAACAUUGUACUGAUGAUGACAGAGAUUCCAUCUUUGAAUUUUCUAAUGCAUAUGUUGCCAAGAAACCUGAUGGAAUUCUUAUUUUAGCUUAUGAAAUUGAAGACGAUUUGAAAUAUUUGACAUUCAACGAUUCAAUUUCUGACAUAUCUACAGAGAAUUGUUUUUACUCUUUUAAUUAA